AUGAAUGCUGGCGCUGUUAUGCAGGCUCUCGUGGGCGGCGAGUCUGGCGGGUACCGGCUCGCCGAUGACAUUCCCAUCCCUGCUCCAAAGCCAGGCACGAUGCUAUGUCGAGUACAUGCCGUCGCCUUGAGCCCCUACGACGCAAAGAUUGUAGACUACUCCAACACGCCCGACGCAGUUGGUGGCUGUGACUUUGCCGGCGUCGUGGUGGAAGUAGGCGAAGGCGUGACGCGGUUCAAAACGGGCGACCGCAUUCUCGCAGUGACUUUUGGUCUCUCCGCCUCCGACAAGAGCGCGGGUGCGUUUGCAGAGUAUGCGCUCGCGACGGAGGACCUAAGCUGUCGCGUUCCGGACGAAUUAUCCUUGACGCAGGCGAGCUCGAUGGGCUUGGGCAUUGCGACGGCUGGUCUUGCCCUUUUUCAGGCACCCGGGCUGCAGCUGGCCACGAAGCUGGUUCCCAAGGAGGAGUCCGACGCGAAGGUAUUUGUUCUUGUUUCCGGGGGGGCAACGGGCACAGGAACUAUGGCAACCCAGCUCUUGAAAGGCGCUGGCUACAUACCCAUAGUCACCUGUUCACCGUCCAACAACGCCCUCUGCGAAUCCUACGGUGCUGUAGCUUGCUUCGACUAUAAUUCCCCCACGUGCGGUGCCGACAUCCGCGAGUACACCGACAACAGCCUAACUUCCGUCUUCGACUGUGUUACCGACGCAACGACGAUGAAGAUGUGCUACGAAGCCAUUGGCUCUUCGGGCGGGAAAUACGUUGCCUUGGAGGCCAUUGCCACGACGAUCAAGUACACGCGCCGGGAUGUGGCUGCAGACUGGCUGAUGGCUCCCACGAUUUUGGGAACGCCCGUCGAGCUCCCGGGAGCGUAUGGGCGCCCCAGCACGCCGGAGCACAGGAGAUUCGGCACAGACUUGUUUCUGCUAGCCGAGAAAUGGAUACAGAAGGGCGAAAUCAAGCAUCAUCCGCUGGAGAUUCGGGAAGGGGGUCUGGCAAGGAUCCCGACCUAUGUUAAUGACUUGCGGGUUGGAAAUGUGCGGGCCAAAAGACAGGUUGUCCCAUUAAUUUGCUAG
Molecule: messenger RNA, 1077 nt
Organism: Talaromyces atroroseus
Lineage: Eukaryota; Fungi; Ascomycota; Eurotiomycetes; Eurotiales; Trichocomaceae
Exons: 2
Coding region: 1-1077 (358 amino acids)
Molecular function (GO): oxidoreductase activity, acting on NAD(P)H
Source: RefSeq, a predicted model, not a curated record